UAUUUUCAGAUUUUGAGGGCUACAUCUUCAUAUAACUGAGGACUCCUCUACUUAAUGAGUUGUACAUGUAUGUACCAGGACUUAACUACAAAUAAGUGUGCAGUGUAAAAGAAUUACUAUCAAAACAGAUCCUUUGAUUGCCCCCACAUUAUAUUCCUUACAAAAUGGCAACACGCAAACCUCACUUCAAUGGAUUAGAUCGAGAAAUAUUUUUCAACAUAUCAACAACUUGCUUCAAAAAGGCAAUCUCUGAGGGUCGUCUCCCAUGUGCAAGUGAUGUCAGAACAAAUCGGGAAAAACUAUUAAUAGAGUUCCUUGGCCCUGAUGGGGAUUUGAAUGGCAUGGGGUGUGACCUAAGGGAUAUAUACAAGACCCUCAGUGAGCUGCCUGUCUACCCAGAAGGCAAGGAUAUCAUAGACAUGAUGGAGUCACUAAUGAAGUCUCUAAACCAACCAAUCUCAGAGCAGGCUGCCGAGGCCCAAAAGGAAUGGGAUCACCUCAUCCUGACAGUUCGCAGUGAUGAUUGGUUCAAUACUACAACAAGAGCAGAGAAAAAGCCUGUGAAGUACCCAAUAGAUGGGAUACCAUUUCUUCACUUUAAUCUUGCAACCAAAAUGGGAAAGAAAAUAAAGCUUCAAACGGAUCAAGAUGUCAUAUACUAUGCUAAAUAUGGCUUGAGUGAACAAGAUGCAUUUCAUGAAGCAAGGAUAAACUUAAGAAAAUCUACGGGAUUUAUCAGUAAUGAUCAUUGGGAUGAAGAACCUCGCUGCCACCUUAAUGGCAGACAGGCUCCCGUGCAAAAAUUUGGAUAUACCCCUCACCCAGGGGCUUUACUUGCUUUUCCAACUGACAUUUCAAAUAUGAGGAGAUUCAAUGGUCCACAAGUUGUUAUGGUACCAACUAUACACAAGAUGUAUUGCACAGGGGCCGAGGAGUAUGAGGGCUGUUUGACAAUGGGAGAACUUUGUCUCAAACUAUACAAGGAGGCCAGGCAGGAGGACAGAGUAUCCCUUAGGCCAAUACGACUGGUUAAUGAUAAUGAUGAUCCUGGUGAAGGUGUCUAUAGAUAUGUUCCAUAUGUCCCAAAUAUGGUCAAUGAAAAUUGUGUUCCAGAAACAGAGACUCAGGUAAUUGCCAUGAAGAAAUCAUUUAAUGAAUGGGACAAGCUCCCAUAUAGGCUCCAGAAAGAUCAACAUCCACUGAGGUUUAUUACAACAACUAGUGCUAAAGAACUUGGGGCAACUAAACAAGCUCUCGAUUCUCAGGCUCGUCUCACUAAAGGUAUAGCAUCAUAUGAACUUGCAAGCUAUAUGAUGAAGAAGCUCUGCUAUCAAUGUGGAGUUACUAAAGAAUCUGAUGGAGCGAAACUUUCAAAGUGUCAAGGAUGUAGAUUAGCUUACUACUGUGGUGCCGAGUGCCAACAGCAAAACUGGAGUAGACAUAAAAAACAAUGCAUUGCUCUGAAACGCUCUCUUAAUAAAAAGGGCAAAAACCAUUGAUUUUUUACUAUUUUUAUCUUUAUUAUGUCAAUAUCCAACCAAAAACAAGCAUUGACAUGCAACAGCUGAACACCAACCGCUGAAUGCUGAACACCAACCACCGAACAGCGUCAACAAAAAAUUGGAGACUAUAACAAUACGUUAUUAAUUGUGAUGGUGACAUUAUAAA
Messenger RNA from Owenia fusiformis, 1668 nucleotides. The record is from the annotation of a GenBank genome assembly. Lineage: Eukaryota; Metazoa; Annelida; Polychaeta; Sabellida; Oweniidae.